This is a messenger RNA of Papilio machaon (common yellow swallowtail), 1803 nucleotides long. Its product is annotated as E3 SUMO-protein ligase ZBED1. Lineage: Eukaryota; Metazoa; Arthropoda; Insecta; Lepidoptera; Papilionidae. The record is from RefSeq and is a predicted model, not a curated record. The transcript is spliced from 3 exons. Gene Ontology annotation, molecular function: DNA binding; protein dimerization activity. Bases 142 to 1803 code for a protein of 553 amino acids.
GUAAGUUUACAAAACGUGAACAAGUCGAUAAAAAAUCAGCGCCAUCUUUACGUACAAAUAUAUAAUAAGUUGUGAUCUUUUGUGUCUUUUUUUAUUUCUUCGAAGUUUUGAAGUGUGAAAUAAUUGUUGUUAACCAUAAAAAUGUCUUCCACUGGUAAAACACCUAGAAGCUCCUGGCGAAAAUAUUUUGUAAUAAAGAAGGAUAAUGCCACCGCAAAAUGUAAAUACUGUCCAAAAGAGUUAAAAACAUGUAGUAAUACUACAAACUUGAAACAGCACAUUGAAAGGAAACAUUCUGAUAUCUUACAAGCUGACGAGAAUUCACAUGAAGUUGAUAUUCAGGAUACUACAAAGUUGGGGCAUAAUAAUUCAUUGGUGCAAUCUUCAGCGACAGAAAGUGAGGCUUUAUCUUCAACACCAAAACGAGCUAGAUCAGACAUCGGAGCGGCUUUUUCAAAAAUUUCAGCAUAUGCUAAAGAUGGUGACAAAAAUAAACAAAUAACUCAAAGCAUCGCGGAAAUUAUAUGUCGAGACAGUCUUCCUUACAGUAUGGUAGAAGGAACAGGAUUUAAAAAAUUAAUGAAGACUGUGGCUCCUCUGUACAAGGUUCCAUGUCGUAAAACUAUUACAGAUCUUAUCGACACUAAAUAUGAAGAAAAGAAAACCCUUAUCAAAGAAAAAUUACGGUCUGUUAAAAACGUCUGUCUCACAAUAGAUGAAUGGAAAGAUAUGCAGUUAAGAAGUUUUAUAGAAAACUUUGAAAUGAAAUCAAUAAAUAUUGCGUGUGAACCGCUGCAUGAUAUUCAUACAGGGGAAUACUUAUCGGAAGUGAUUCUUAAGGUUUGUGAAGAUUGGGGUUUGUCUCAUGAAAAAAUUGUGCUGAAGAAUUGCGACAGAUGCAAAUGCAGCAGUGUUCCCGAAGGAAAAUUAAAGCAUUUGGUUGGAGACGUAUCUACAAGAUGGAACUCACAAUUAUUCAUGAUUGAACGUUUUGUGUUAAUGAGCAGUACAAUAGGAUCUAUUUUGAUAAACCAUCCGAAUGCACCCCAAAUGCUUCAAGCAAAUGAAAUUGUUGUGCUGAAAGAAAUUGGAAAAGUUUUAAAGCCUUUUCACAAUGUUACUGAAGAAAUGAGCGCCGAAAAAUAUGUGACAGCUAGCAAAGCCAUACCCAUUAUCAAGUGUUUAAGAACAUUGUUAGACGCAAUACCGAUAACCAGUGAUUUGGCAAACCAAUUAAAAUAUUCACUACAAACUGAAUUAAAUAAAAGAUUUGAAAAUAUCCAAAAAGUUCACCUUUUCUCGGUCGCAACGUUUUUGGAUCCUAGAUUCAAAAAAAUUCAUUUAGAUGAGCCAUUAUCUCUGUCAAAAACAAUUAAUUAUACCAAUCGAUGUUUGAGUAUAAAUACCAGAAAUGAUGAUACUCUAGCAGUGACCCAUUCUGAAUCAUCUCUUUCAUUAGAAGUGGCCAACGACGGACAAGAUAUAUGGCAGGUACACCAGCAAAAAAUAAUGGCUGCUCAUACGUCAAUGACCAAAAAUUCAGAAUUAGACUUAUAUAUUGCGGCACCAUUAUCAAAUCUUAAAAUGGACCCUCUCGAUUUAUGGAGAAGCUCUGAAGGAACUUUCCCAAGGUUAACUGCCUUGGCUCUGAAACACCUCUCAGUUAUGGCCACUUCUGCACCAGCUGAAAGGUUAUUUUCGAAAGCGGGAAACAUUGUCAGAAAAACUAGGAACCGCAUUUUAGGAAAGCGAUUGCCAAAAUUAUUAUUUUUAAACUCUUUGACUGAAGACUUAUGGCAAUAA